AUCCGUUUUUACUUUUGUGUACUUGUUCCUGUUUGCACGACAGACAGCUCAGUGAAUUUGCUUACCAUAGCAGAUUCUUUUUAAAGAUUCUUUGUGAUACUUUUUUACAGUAUGUGUUUGCUUUUGGCGAGAAAGGAUGGGUGUACCCUCAUCUAGUUCAUUUUCCUCUGAGAAUAUCAACCUUCGCAACAUCACACCUGAAAACAUUGAUCAAGUGCGAUCGCUUCACCUCGCUUUGUUUCCCGUGCAUUACAAUGACAAAUUCUUUGAUCAUCUACUUCAAGUGGGCGAAUUUGCUAAAUUAGCCUAUUGGGGUGACACUUGUGUCGGAUUAGUCUGUUGUCGCUUGGAGAAUGACGGAUUGGACCGCUCUAAAUUGUACAUGAUGACUUUGGGCGUUUUACAUCCUUAUCGACACCGAGGCAUAGCGCAUCGGUUGGUGGAUCAUAUUUUAUAUCAAGCUAGUCUCUGCGACUAUAUUUCAUCCAUUUAUCUCCAUGUGCAGACCGUCAAUGAGGCCGCUCUCUCAUUCUAUCGCCGCAAUGGAUUCGAAGUGAUCGGCUAUGUAGAAAACUAUUACAAGAAUAUACCCGACAAGCACGCCUACAUUGUAUCAAGGCCAAACCGUCCUCGUACCUGACUCUUGGAAACCAUUGAUCGGUUCCACCUAUGUUCCCAUUUUUGGGGCCGAGCGUGAUCCAUCUGUCCCGCCCAUCAUAUCCCAACCCCCAAACCCCUGAUACUCAUACGGAAGGAA
Messenger RNA from Radiomyces spectabilis, 757 nucleotides. RefSeq names its product acyl-CoA N-acyltransferase. Gene Ontology annotation, cellular component: NatA complex. Lineage: Eukaryota; Fungi; Mucoromycota; Mucoromycetes; Mucorales; Radiomycetaceae. The record is from RefSeq and is a predicted model, not a curated record. Bases 137 to 640 code for a protein of 167 amino acids. Gene Ontology annotation, molecular function: acyltransferase activity, transferring groups other than amino-acyl groups. Gene Ontology annotation, biological process: mitotic sister chromatid cohesion. The transcript has 4 exons.